This is a messenger RNA of Suillus subaureus, 1050 nucleotides long. RefSeq names its product cytoplasmic protein. Gene Ontology annotation, cellular component: cytoplasm. Gene Ontology annotation, molecular function: GTPase activity. Lineage: Eukaryota; Fungi; Basidiomycota; Agaricomycetes; Boletales; Suillaceae. The coding region runs from base 1 to 1050 and encodes 349 amino acids. The record is from RefSeq and is a predicted model, not a curated record. The transcript is spliced from 4 exons.
AUGCCAUUUGGUGAAGUGGUGUGUGGUGCGCCAGGAAGUGGUAAAUCGACGUACUGCUAUGGCAAGCAUCAGCUAUUCACUGCUUUGAAUCGCCCGAUUUCCAUUGUAAACCUCGACCCAGCUAAUGACAACAUCCCUUAUCCAUGUGCGAUUGACAUUGCUUCUUUAAUCACCCUCCAGGAUGUCAUGGACGAACACGGUCUUGGCCCAAAUGGAGGCAUGCUUUACUGCAUGGAGUACCUAAAUGCCAACUUCGAUUGGCUUGAGGCACGGCUGAAAGAGCUGGGAUCCAACGCAUAUGUGUUGUUCGACAUACCUGGUCAGGUUGAGCUUAGCACUAAUCACGAGGCAUUAAAACACAUAGUGCAACGAUUGACAAAGAUUGGGUUCAGGUUAGCUGCCGUUCAUCUCUGUGAUGCGCACUAUGUGACCGAUGCCGCGAAAUAUGUUUCCGUACUUCUCCUGUCCCUCCGGACUAUGCUACAGUUGGAACUGCCGCACGUCAAUGUUUUGUCAAAGGUUGAUCUGAUAGUUCAAUAUGGAGACCUGGACUUCAAUCUCGAUUUUUACACGGAGGUUCAGGAUCUUUCCUAUUUGGAGAACGCACUGAAUACUUCAUCACCGCGGUACAAUGCUCUCAAUAUGGCAUUAUGCUCUGUAAUCGAGGACUACAGUCUUGUGGGAUUCGAAACACUAGCAGUUGAGGAUAAAGCCUCGAUGCUCCACCUGACACGCGCUAUCGAUCGAGCCACAGGAUACAUUUUCGUGCCACCACACGACGCCCCGGCACCAGAGGGGACACUUGAAACUGCGUCCGUUCCUGCAUCGACGAGGCCCAACACCUUUUCACUGUUCUCAUCUGCUGCGGGCCAGAUGGCAGGUAGCGUAGGGGAUGUGCAAGAACGUUGGAUCGAUGCUCGUGAACAAUGGGAUGCAUUUGAACGCAAAGAGUGGAGGCAGGAAGGGGAGAUGAUCAGGGAAGCGAGGGAAAGGGAGAAAUCAACGCAAGGUGAACGGAGGGGGAAGAGUGGAAUCAGGGAGCGGAAAUAG